UCUUUCUCUCACCACCAUGACCACCAAAACAUGGAGACCCCUAACAGCCGGUUGUUGUAGAGUCCAUGACCAAGUUAUCGCCGGAAAACUCCCUAGAUUCCGGCCCAACAGACCAGAAUUCUCUAAAAAGAUAGCCCAACUCUCAUCUUUCAGGCGACUUUCAGCUUCUGAUGUCCCCGACUCACCCUCGACUACUUCCGAAGCCCUAACCCAUGCAUUUGCCCCGGGUCUUCAUGUAUUCAGUCUUGGAGAGCUUAGAGCUAUUACACAAAAUUUUUGUGGUGGGUUUUUGUUAGGAGAAGGUGGUUUUGGUACUGUGCACAAGGGUUAUGUGGACGAUAGGCUUAGGCCAGGGCUUAAGGCACAGGCGGUUGCUGUUAAGCUUUUGGACGUGGAAGGCUUGCAAGGGCACAGGGAGUGGCUGGCAGAGGUGAUUUUCCUGGGGAAACUUCGGCACCCGCAUCUGGUGAAGUUAAUUGGUUAUUGUUGCGAAGACAAAGAGCGACUUCUUGUUUAUGAGUUCAUGCCUCGAGGAAGCCUAGAGAACCAUCUCUUCAAGCGGAUUUCUAACUCAUUGGCAUGGGGGAUACGAUUGAAGAUUGCGAUAGGGGCGGCCAAGGGUCUCGCCUUCUUGCAUGGAGCCGAGAAACCUGUUAUAUACCGUGAUUUCAAGACUUCCAACGUUUUACUCGACUCGGAUUUCACUGCCAAGCUCUCUGAUUUCGGUUUGGCAAAGGUUGGACCAGAGGGAGAAGAUACACAUGUGACCACACGUGUUAUGGGAACACAAGGCUAUGCUGCUCCGGAGUACGUCAUGACUGGGCACCUAACAACUAGGAGCGACGUAUAUAGCUUCGGGGUUGUUCUCCUAGAGCUGCUUACUGGUAGAAGGUCCAUGGACAAGUCCCGCCCUAAGAGGGAACAAAACCUAGUAGACUGGGCCACGCCCUAUCUAACCACGACCAGGAGGGUUCGCAUGAUCAUGGACCCUCGGCUCGAGGGACAAUUCUCUGUAAAGGGGUCGAGGGCUGUGGCUGCAUUAGCUUCUCAAUGCGUGAACCCGAAACUGAAGGCUAGGCCGCCGAUGCAUGUUGUGGUUGAGGUCCUAGAGGGGCUGCAACAUCUUAGAGAUAUGGCGGGAAAUGCACCACCCGCUCCAUUGACUCAGACUUAUCGGACCCAGAGAGCGGCUAGGAAGCCAUUCUCAGAGCAUGUGCAUAAGGUGUAGCGAGAGAGAGAGAGUGUGUGUGUGAGUGUGUGUGUAUUUUGUGUGUGAAUAUGUAAAUACUAAAUUUCACAUGAUGUAUUUGUUGUUACUGUGUGAGUUCUAC
Amborella trichopoda is the source of this 1331-nucleotide messenger RNA. Its product is annotated as putative serine/threonine-protein kinase PBL15. Gene Ontology annotation, biological process: protein phosphorylation. The record is from RefSeq and is a predicted model, not a curated record. Gene Ontology annotation, molecular function: ATP binding; protein kinase activity. Lineage: Eukaryota; Viridiplantae; Streptophyta; Magnoliopsida; Amborellales; Amborellaceae.